Didymodactylos carnosus is the source of this 257-nucleotide messenger RNA. NCBI's taxonomy places the organism in Eukaryota, Metazoa, Rotifera, Eurotatoria, Philodinida, Philodinidae. The record is from the annotation of a GenBank genome assembly.
UAAAAACAUACGUUGUCAGUAUAGUGCUUAAAAGAGGCUGGUAGUACUAGGGUUAGAAUAUUUCAUAAGUUUUUUCAAUAACACUUGUUCUCGAUAUGACAGCAAAAUGGCUAGGUAAUGUUGUAUUCACGAUAUUUACCGGUUUAUUAUGGUUAUAUUAUAGAAAUGUUCGACGACAUAGUUUAGAAACAGCGCGUGAUCGCGCGGUAGCUACAGCGGCGGGUGCACAAGCAGAUGCGUUAACAACAUCUAUAUAG